Lodderomyces jiufengensis is the source of this 1224-nucleotide messenger RNA. It is a transcript of the gene TAZ1, whose product is annotated as lysophosphatidylcholine acyltransferase. Gene Ontology annotation, biological process: cardiolipin acyl-chain remodeling; inner mitochondrial membrane organization. The coding region runs from base 1 to 1224 and encodes 407 amino acids. The record is from RefSeq and is a predicted model, not a curated record. Gene Ontology annotation, molecular function: 1-acylglycerophosphocholine O-acyltransferase activity. The transcript has a single exon. Gene Ontology annotation, cellular component: mitochondrial membrane. Lineage: Eukaryota; Fungi; Ascomycota; Pichiomycetes; Serinales; Debaryomycetaceae.
AUGUCCUUUCAAGAUGUUUUGAAAAGAGGAGAUGAUUUCCUAACAGAAUACCCUAGAACAAAUCCAUCAUGGAAUUUUGCAUCUCACGCAACUUGUCUUAUGAUGAUAACAGGUACAAAAAUAAUACUAAAUACAUUAUACAAGCCAUUUAUACAUAAUAUAGAAAAACUAGAUCAUGCAUUACAAAAAGCUCGAGAAGAAAAUCGAGGACUUUUGACGGUGAUGAACCAUAUGUCAGUAGUUGAUGAUCCUGCUUUUUAUGCUGCUUUACCUUGGAGAUAUCAUUUAGAUAUUGAUACUAUACGAUGGGGAUUUGGUGCUCAUAAUAUAUGUUUUUCAAAUGCUUUACAAAGUUGGUUUUUUAAUUUGGGGAAAAUAUUGGGGACAAAAAGAUUUGGAGAGGGUCCAUUUCAAGAAUCUUUAGAUGCUGCUAUAAGAAUAUUAAGUCCUGAUGAUACGCUUGAUUUGGAAUUUACACCAGGUGUCAAAGAAGAACAAAAACCAAAUAUUUUACAAACUGUAAAUAAUUAUCAUAAUCAACAAAAUACAGAGUUAGUUAAAUUCAUUAAGCCAACACCUGAAUCAACUAAUGUAUUAAUGUCCAAAAACCCAUUCAUAAGAUCAAAAACUUCAUGGUUUCACGUUUUCCCUGAAGGAUUCGUGUUGCAAUUACAAGAACCACAUCAAAAUUCAAUGAGAUAUUUUAAAUGGGGAGUAUCUAGAUUAAUUCUAGAAUCAACUAGAGCACCAGUUGUCGUUCCAAUUUUUUCAUACGGGUUUGAAAAAGUAGCACCAGAAGAUUCUGCAGAGAAAGGUAUCAAGAGAUGGUUACCAGAUAAUAUCGGAGCUGAAAUCCAUAUGACUAUUGGAGACGCAUUACCAGAUCAAAUAAUAGAAAAAUAUCGUGAAAAAUGGAGAGACUUAGUUACAAGAUACAUAGACAAAUCCAAUCCAACUGAUCUUUCACAAGAAUUACGCACUGGUACAAAAGCAGAGGAAUUAAGAAGUUCAUUAGCUUCUUACUUAAGACAAAGUGUAUUGGAUAUACGAAACAACAUACCUUUAUUUAAUAGUGAAGAUAAGAGAUUUAAAAACCCAAAAUUUUGGAAAAUUUAUACAAACACUGAGGGUUUUAGUGAUCCAGAUGUAAAUUUUGUUGGUAAAAAUUGGGCUAUUAAAAAGUAUCAAUCUCAUUUACCUGAAUAUGAACCUGAUAAAGAAUAA